AUGAGUUCGACAUCAUCAUUAACGCCAUCACAGAUUGAAACCCUUAAAAAGGUUAAGCCCAAUGGCACCCCAGAACCAUCGCUGUUUGAGAAGCACUUGUCGGAGAUCACUAGCAAGGUUCAUCAAAUUGAAGAGGGUCAUCCUGAAGCCAUAGAGAAGGAUCAGAACUGGUCGAGACCUGAAUUGCCCUCAGAUUUCAAUCCUCAAACCACUGACGUUCAUUUUCAACAAUUAGACGCUGAAGAGAACAACAAUACGCAUUUCACAACAGCAAGGUUCUUUGGUGUGACGGAGGAAGGGUAUUCGGUGUUGUGUAAUGUGAUGGGGUUUGUACAUUACUUUUACUUGCCUGUUCCCAAGGGCUUCCAAAAGCAAGAGCACAUGAACAAGUUCUUCAACUAUUUGAAGUCAUCCUAUGAAGGAGUCCAUAGCAUUGAGAUCACUUCCAAGGAAUCGAUUUGGGGGUUCAGCAAUAAUGUGGCCAGUCCCUUCUUUAAAAUCUUUGUGGAUAACACCAGAAACAUCACCAAAUUAAGAGGUGCUUUUGAAAGAGGUGAAAUCCAAUUUGAAGGUCUAUUCCCACCACAGAACAUCACGUUUGAUAAUAUUAAUUAUCUCUUACGGUUAAUGGUGGAUUGUAAAAUCACAGGGAUGUCUUGGAUAACCUUACCCAAGGGUAAAUAUACUGUAGUGACAAACCCCUUGAAUCAUAUAUCUCGAUGUCAAUUGGAAUGUUCCAUUGACUAUAAGGAUUUGAUCCUGCGUCAACCAGAAGGUGAAUGGUCUAAAAUUGCUCCCUUAAGAGUAUUAUCCUUUGAUAUAGAAUGUGCUGGUAGAAAGGGGAUUUUCCCUGAACCAGAACAUGAUGCCGUGAUUCAAAUUGCCAAUGUUGUUUCUAAAUAUGGGGAGAAACAUCCCUUUGUUAGAAACGUAUUCACAGUGAAUUCUUGUUCUCCAAUCAUUGGAUCCCAAAUCUUUGAACAUGAAAGAGAAGAAGAUAUGCUUCAAAGUUGGCUGGAAUUUCUUAUUAAAGUUGAUCCGGAUGUGAUCAUUGGUUACAAUAUUGCCAAUUUUGAUUUCCCUUAUCUUUUAGACAGAGCAAAGCAACUUGGAGUUAACAAAUUCCCAUUUUUUGGAAGACUUUUAGGCAUUAAAAAUGAAUAUAAGGACUCCGUGUUCUCCUCACGUGCAUAUGGUACCAGAGAGAAUAAGGUGGUUAAUAUCGAUGGUAGAAUGCAAUUUGAUCUUUUACAGUAUGUUCAACGUGAAUUUAAAUUGAGAUCUUAUACUUUAAAUUCAGUUUCUGCUGAAUUCCUUGGGGAACAAAAGGAAGAUGUUCAACAUUCAAUUAUUACAGAAUUACAAAAUGGUAAUUCAGAAUCAAGAAGACGGUUGGCUGUUUAUUGUUUGAAAGAUGCUUAUUUACCUUUAAGAUUAAUGGAAAAGUUUAUGUGUCUUGUGAAUUACUCAGAAAUGGCAAGAGUUACCGGUGUCCCAUUCUCUUACUUGUUAUCCAGAGGUCAACAGAUUAAAGUCAUCUCUCAACUCUUUAGGAAAUGUUUGGACGAAAACAUCGUUAUCCCGAAUAUGAAAUCAGAGGGUCAGGGUGAUGAAUAUGAAGGUGCUACAGUCAUUGAACCUCUGAGAGGAUAUUAUGAUGUUCCAAUUGCAACUUUGGAUUUCAGUUCGUUGUAUCCUUCUAUCAUGAUGGCCCAUAACUUAUGUUAUACCACCUUAUUGAGUAAACAAGCAAUUCAAGCAUUCAAUUUAGCUGAAAAUGACUACGUCAAGACCCCAAAUGGUGAUUAUUUCGUAAAGGAACAUAAAAGAAAGGGGAUCUUACCAACCAUUCUUAGUGAAUUGUUAUCUGCUAGAAAGAGAGCCAAGAAUGACUUGAAGAAUGAAACAGACCCCUUCAAGCAAGGUGUAUUGAAUGGUAGACAACUUGCUUUAAAGAUCUCUGCCAAUUCUGUCUAUGGGUUUACUGGUGCAACUGUUGGUAAAUUGCCGUGUCUUGCGAUUUCAUCAUCUGUGACAGCUUUUGGUAGAGAAAUGAUUGAAAAGACAAAGAAUGAAGUUCAAGACAAAUAUUCUAUCAAAAAUGGGUUCCCCUAUGAUUCUCAAGUUAUUUAUGGUGAUACUGAUUCUGUAAUGGUUAAAUUCGGGUUCCCAGAUUUGGAAACUUGUAUGAAAUAUGGAGAAGAAGCCGCUGAAUAUGUUUCCACCAAAUUCAAGAAACCAAUCAAGUUGGAAUUCGAAAAGGUUUAUUUCCCUUAUUUGCUUAUCAACAAGAAGCGUUAUGCUGGAUUGUAUUGGACCAGACCCGAUAAAUUCGAUAAAAUGGAUACCAAAGGUAUUGAAACAGUUAGAAGAGAUAAUUGUCGAUUGGUUCAAAAUGUUAUCACCAAAGUACUUCAAUUAAUUCUUGAAGAACGUAAUGUUGAUAAGGCUCAACGAUACGUCAAACAAACCAUUGCAGAUUUGCUUCAGAACAGAAUUGAUUUGUCUCAAUUAGUGAUUACUAAAGCUUAUUCCAAACAAGAUUACGCUGCCAAACAAGCACACGUUGAAUUGGCAGAGAGAAUGAAAAAGAGAGAUGCUGGUUCUGCUCCAACAUUAGGUGAUCGUGUUGCCUAUGUUAUCAUCAAGAACUCUUCAAGUGAAAAGAAUUAUGAUAAAUCAGAGGAUCCACUCUACGUAUUGGACAAUUCAUUACCUAUUGAUGUCAAAUAUUAUUUGGAAGGCCAACUAUCAAAACCUCUUGAAAGAAUUUUCCAACCUAUUCUUGGAGAAUCAAAGACUAAAGAAUUAUUGGAAGGUAGUCAUACAAGAAUCAUUAAGAUGUCAGCACCCAAAAAGGGUGGUCUUAUGAACUUUGUAAAGAAGACAGAGGUUUGCAAAAACUGUAAAACCCCAUUGAAACUGGGAAAUAAAGGUGCCUUAUGUGAAAAUUGUGUGGACGAUGCUCCUCAAUUGUAUGGUGAUGCACUUUCACAAAUGAAUUAUUUGGAAACAAAAUUCUCCAGAUUAUGGACAGAAUGUCAAAGAUGUCAAGGGUCUUUGUAUCAAGAAGUAUUGUGUUCUAAUAAGGACUGUCCGAUUUUUUACAUGAGAAAGAAGGCCGAAAAGGACGUUCAUCAAAAAUCUUUAGAAUUAGCAAAAUGGGAAGAAACAGUUUGGUAA
This is a messenger RNA of Lizanozyma spartinae, 3183 nucleotides long. It is a transcript of the gene POL3, whose product is annotated as DNA-directed DNA polymerase delta. The transcript has 2 exons. Gene Ontology annotation, molecular function: DNA-directed DNA polymerase activity; DNA binding; nucleotide binding. Bases 1 to 3183 code for a protein of 1060 amino acids. Gene Ontology annotation, biological process: DNA-templated DNA replication; nucleotide-excision repair, DNA gap filling; base-excision repair, gap-filling. Gene Ontology annotation, cellular component: delta DNA polymerase complex. The record is from RefSeq and is a predicted model, not a curated record. NCBI's taxonomy places the organism in Eukaryota, Fungi, Ascomycota, Pichiomycetes, Serinales, Debaryomycetaceae.